CCCAUAUUUUCCGGUCCCCCAGCCUGAAUGUUUCAAAUCGCCCAUCCUCUCCUCAUCGAAUGAACCGAAGUAGUAGUAUCAAGCUGUGAGGGUCGAGUCUAUCCGGCUUCAUAAACACACAACACGAAUAGCGGUGCUUUGGUCGAAGUGAGACCGGUUAUCUGUUCAUCAGAGUCAGGCUCUCAUAGAGCUCCGAAUCGGAGAGUGAAUGAGGUUGAUGCUGCUCUGUUGUGACUGGAAGGACGAACGUAUGGGAGAGGAGGAAGCUGGCAGAAGCUUGCCCGUGUGUGCGGGAUGCAGACAGCGGAUCUAUGAUGAACAGUAUCUCCAGGCACUCAACACUGACUGGCACACAGUAUGCUUCAGAUGCUGUGAAUGCAGUGCCUCCCUGUCCCACUGGUACUAUGAGAAGGAGGGCCGGCUCUUCUGCAAGAAGGAUUACUGGGCCAAGUUCGGAGAGCUGUGCCAUGGAUGCAAUGACCCCAUCACCACUGGACUGAUCAUGGUCGCAGGGGAACAGAAGUACCACCCAGAAUGCUUUACCUGUCGGAACUGCAGAGCCUUCAUUGGAGACGGAGACACCUACGCACUAGUGGAGAGGUCCAAACUAUACUGUGGCCUCUGUUACUACCGGACCAUCGUGACGCCGGUGUCCCUGCCAGACUCACCAUGCGCCAGGAUUCCCCACACAGUGACCCUGGUGUCCAUCCCGGCCUCCACAGACGGGCGGAGAGGGAUCUCAGUCGCCAUCAACCAGCCUGUCAGCCCCAACGGCUACGGCCCCGAACGCACUGUCAGGGUAUCACAGGUGGACUCUGAGUUGAUCAGUCCAGAUGUAAAGAACUCCAUACAUGUCGGAGACCGGAUCUUGGAGAUCAACGGAACACCCAUCGGGAAUGUUCCUCUCGAUGAGAUUGACCUGCUCAUCCAGGAGACCAGUCGUCUGCUCCAGCUGACCAUAGAGCACGACCCCCACGACCAGGGGGGUUUAGAGGGUGAGACAGUGGGCGGACCCUUGACCACCCCCCUGUCUGACGGUCCAAGCCUCAUCCUCCCCAUCACUCAGCCCCCACACCCAGAUGUCAACAACCUGCGCUCACGCAUGAUCACGCGGAGCUACAGUAUUGAUAAGUCUCCGUGCUCCAGUAACGCAGCGUCCCCUCUUUCUCAGAGGAAGGACUUUAACCGCUCCGAGUCACUGCGGGUCGUCUCCAACAGUCGAAUGCACCGGAUCUUCCGGCCCUCAGACCUCAUCCAUGGAGAGGUGCUCGGAAAAGGCUGCUUUGGACAGGCCAUCAAGGUGACCCACAGAGAGACAGGGGAGGUGAUGGUGAUGAAGGAGCUGAUUCGUUUUGAUGACGAGACACAGAGGACAUUCCUAAAAGAGGUGAAGGUGAUGCGUUGUCUGGAGCACCCCAACGUGCUGAAGUUCAUCGGUGUCCUCUACAAAGACAAGAGACUCAACUUCAUCGCAGAGUACAUCAAAGGAGGAACCCUGAGGGAGAUCAUCAAGAAAAUGGACACCAACUACCCGUGGAACCAGAGAGUGAGCUUUGCUAAAGACAUCGCUGCAGGGAUGUCAUAUCUGCAUUCCAUGAACAUAAUCCACCGCGACCUGAACUCAUUCAACUGUCUUGUCAGAGAGAAUAACAGUGUGGUGGUGGCAGACUUUGGGCUGGCUCGGCUGAUGGUGGAAGACAAGAUCCAGGACAAGAGUCUCCUGCAGAAGAAACCUGACCGCAGGAAGAGAUACACUGUAGUGGGCAACCCCUACUGGAUGGCCCCGGAGAUGAUCCACGGGAAAAGCUAUGAUGAAAAGGUGGACAUCUUUUCCUUCGGGAUCAUGCUUUGUGAGAUCAUCGGUAGGGUGAAUGCAGACCCAGACUACUUGCCCAGGGCCCAUGACUUUGGGCUGAAUGUGACAGGCUUCUUAGAGCACUUCUGUCCUCCAGACUGCCCCCCUGCCUUCUUCCCUAUGGCUGCCCUCUGCUGUGACCUGGAUGCUGAGAAACGCCCUGCCUUCACCAAGCUGGAGGAGUGGCUGGAGAACCUGAAGAUGCACCUGGAGAUCCGCCUGCCGGUGGUGUCCGAGCUCGACACGCUACACAAAGCAUUCUGGGGAAACCACACCGCCCCCACCAUGGCUUGCACCGCCAUGCGGUCCGAGAACGGCCUGCCCCCACACCCCGAGACUCCGGAGUAGAUGGGAUCUGUAACAGAGUGGAAUGCUGCUGGUCUCAGCCCAUGACAGUGGGCAGAGAGAGGGGGUUAUGGUGGUCAUUGAGGAGGGUAGUAGAGCCUCUGGCAGUGGAGUAGUUGCAUUGCAUUGUCCAGGGAGGGGUGAGGCAGGAGCUCUGUUCGUACCUCCUCAUGCCACAGCAGUCACAGUGGUCAUAUAGGCUAGUGGGCUGCCGAUGGGCUGUAUAGACUCAGUGGGAACCGAGGAAGGGAAAAGCCAGCCUUGCCUAAAGGCACUCACUCAUUCAACUCCAACCAAGAGAGACUCACUCAGACUUCCAUUACCACUACCAUAGCUUCAGUCUCAUGAUUGCUGUACCUUAGCUGAAUGUCAGGCUGGUAACUGCUAGCUAGCAGUAUCAGUCAAUCCCAGCUGUGAAAUCAUCCAUCUUAACACUCAUGUCAUCUUUAUCUUAUUGAGAUGGUGUUCAAGCAUAUUCAGAUGUCUCUUAAAAAAAAAAGAUGCUUCAGCCUCAUUGGUAGGGGUCCCUCCUCCAGAGUAUUUGUACAAUAUCAUGUGUUUGAAAAGUAUUCCUCUGUGUGACUUUGAUUUAAUUUGAUGAUAUCAAAACCACUUUUUGAAAUGCUAAAGGAAGGGGCCUUUUAUGUGGAUAAUACGAAACACAUAAGUUGAGACGCACACACACACAAUCCAGAUGUACAAUAUAAUCGAGUAAAGGCUUUUGAGCAUAAACGAAAAGCUUUUUAAACACUGCAUGACUGUAAAUAGCCUUGUCUGUUGUCUCCUCCUCUCCCCUCUACUGGUGACAGUUGUGUCCCAAAUGGCAUCCUGUUCCCUUUAUAGUGCACUGCUUAAGACCAGUUCCUAAAGUGUAUUACCAAAGUAGUGCACUAUAGGGUGCAUGUGGGAUGCAUUCUUAAUGUGAUGCCCCUGGUAGUGUAGAACAUAUGGUCCAUGAAUGACUGUUCCUUCUCUCACUGUGCAGCACUGACUUGACUUUGAGGUAAACUUCUUUCAUACCUUUGGUACAUUUUUCCAUUUCAUAUGAGUUUAUUACUCUCUUUUUCCUUCUCAUUCACGUCGAGGUGAAAUCUUAUGUAUUCAAACUCAACCCACCCAAUGUAUAUAGCCGGUGAUAAUAUCAUAUUGUAAAUGUUUUAAAUAUUCUAAAUGUACAGACAUAUUUUGUAUACUUAUAAUGUAUGCUACAUUGCCAUAUUUUUAUUGGCUACCUGUUGAAAUGAAGGAGAAUAAGAAAAGUUAGGCAGUGGUAGCUGAUAUGGAGCAGAUAACUUUUGACAGGGAUGAUGACUUCCUCUCUCGGGUUGCCAUGGUGACAGACAGUGGUAGGGGCCUUUUAGGAAGUUCAUGUGACGUAAGAGAGCAUCUUAGGGUCCUAGCUCACUCCUACUGACCAUCACUGAAAGUGUAAGCACUCUCACAAGAUGUGUCCCAUUUACUCCUGUCGUCUCCUCUGUGCAUAUCAACUUAUUUUGUUUACAGCAGCCUUUGAUCUGGUCUAGACUCCAGAGAGUGCCCUGACUAUGACCUUGGAUAUAACUACUUCGUGGGUAUCACCUCAAUUAACUGCAAUCAUAACAACAGAAUCAACACAGUCACAAAAUUAAGGUUAUGUAGUUUGGCAUUAUAAGCCAAGCCACAUUUACCGUUUAUUCCUCUCAAAAGAAAUUGAGGAAAAUUUGUUAGUUGUUACUAUAGAGCUCUUUAGUCAUCCAUAGCAGGGUGGAUGUGUUGUGGAAGUUGGAGACAGCCAGACAGUCACAUCAUAGUGUCUGUCUGACCACAAGCCUCUCUGUCCUACAGUACAUGGAGACAAACUUAGUCACAACACAAGUCUCCUCUACAUGGAAACUCCCUAUGGGAGGCCCUUUGUUUACAUACAAACUGCUGGCUGUAAAUAAUAUCUAUAUUGUAUGUCUGUCAUUAUGCAUCUCAUACUACACUCUCUUGAAAAUAAUCUCUUUCACUGUAUGUGAAUCUUUCUCUUGAACACAUUGUCACUCUCAUUCUCUCACGCGUGUUCUUUUUCCAUCAAACAUUUUCUCUAUUCCCUCUUUUCCACUUGAAGAUGAGCUGCAUGGUGUACUUGCUAUUGCGAUCACUUCUGCUGUAAAACCAAGUUAUUCUUUUCAUUUUAAAGCUAAAAUUGUGAUUGAAAGGAAAAGAGGAAAGAAAGAAAGAGUCAGGAAAGAGUGUACAAACAGAGACAGGAAAAAAGACGAAAGAAAUUUAAAAAAAACACAGCAUCUCUUUUUAUAUAUAAUGACAGAAAUUUUUUUGUAUAGAUUUGAGUACUUUGAUUUGCACUUUAAAUUUUGGGUUACUUGAGAUAAAGAACUAAAAUGAUGGUUGAUAAUAUGAAUGCAAGUCACUGAUGGAGCCUUUCAAUUAAAUUGUAAACGUGUCCUGGGAAAUUCUUCCUUCUAUGUAGCAAACCAGUUAGGUGGCCAUUCUGAUGCCUGCAGGUAUUGAUUAUUAGAUAACUCUAAUGUCAUAGCAUGUCUGUGUCUAACUUGGUUCUCAUUUCAGACAUAUCCUCAACUUUAAAAACAUGGAACAUGCAACAUUGAGGGGUUCAAAAGAGAUGCCUCACAGGCCUACCUUCUAAUUGUCCAAACUAUUCAGACUUGUUAUUUUAAAUUCUUCUAGUUGGCUACAGAAAGGAUGAGAUAACCAUGGUCUGUCUGCUGCCUAUAGACUGAUCCUUUGUGAAUUAAGUUGUGUCUUCUUGACUGUUUCACCUUACUGUGAUGUCCAGAGAGGGUUAAACCACUGUUAGUCUGUCAUCAAAAGAGAGCACUUGUACGGUGCCUUUUUCACAUUAUUGUGCCGACCCGAACAGUAUUGAGCUGGCUAGAUAUCUUCCUUUCCAAAACGAUUCCAGAAACUAGGGUGGAUGUGAAACAAGGCCAGUGUAGUACACAUCUGUUUGGCUUGUCAUGGAAUCGGCUCAGUUGUGUGAAAAGGGUAUACUUACUGGCCUAUUCAAUCACCAAAAUCACAGUAGUACAAUAAGCCUCCAAUGAGCAUGCAGUCCUCUACCUACCUGUCAAUGUAUAAAUCAGUACAGAAAAUAUCUCUCUCUUAUGCACAUCUUCUGCUAAUGUGUUUAUCAAUGGGCAUGUAUGGGAAUUCAAUUGAAGUAUGUAUGGGACUUUGCCAUGUUUGUAAAUAUGUAUCACCAUGUAUGUCAAAGCCACAUUGUCAAGCAUGUGUAUGGAUGUAUGGAUGAGAAUGUGUCAGCAGCACUUCUUUGCAAAGGAUCCUUACCGCUGAACAAUAUGCUGUGCCUUUGUUUUAAACCUUUGUUUUAAAGCUAGCCUUGCCAACGACUCGACUCGUGUUUGUUUGAACGGAUUUUUAAAAUUCAAGCCUGAUGAUAAUGAAUGGAUUUAACAUCCUUGCUGAUAUUUUGUUUUAUGAGAUUUCCUCUUGUUCUAUAUCAUAUUUAUAUUUUCCUUAUUUCUCCAUUUUUGAUAUCUUAGGGAUUAUGGUUCAUUUUAUUUUCCUUUUAUUUAAAAAACAAAAACAAGCUGUGAACUUUUCUGCACUUUAAUCCUGAAAGUGAACAUUGAGAACCACAGGAGACCACUGUAUUUCAUCACAGCUGGAAUAAACAUGUUGCUCCUUUAAUGAAACUGA
Molecule: messenger RNA, 5863 nt
Organism: Salmo salar (Atlantic salmon)
Lineage: Eukaryota; Metazoa; Chordata; Actinopteri; Salmoniformes; Salmonidae
Source: RefSeq, a predicted model, not a curated record